Messenger RNA from Brassica oleracea var. oleracea, 878 nucleotides. Its product is annotated as putative cysteine-rich repeat secretory protein 35. The transcript is spliced from 2 exons. NCBI's taxonomy places the organism in Eukaryota, Viridiplantae, Streptophyta, Magnoliopsida, Brassicales, Brassicaceae. The record is from RefSeq and is a predicted model, not a curated record. The coding region runs from base 25 to 801 and encodes 258 amino acids.
CUGAAAAACAAUAUAAACUACACAAUGAAAUUUUCAUAUUCUUUAUCCAAACGAUUUGUUUUCCCUAAUUUGGCCAUCCAAUUCCUCAUAAUACAUAGUGUUUCAUCACUGAACAUUACCAAUGAGUAUCUCAACCACAAAUGUUUCCUUAAUCAAGGGAUAUAUAAUUCUGGAAGUGAGUACGAGGACAGCCUCAACAUUCUCUUUCGUAAAGUUCGUACUGAUGAUUAUGCUCGGACCGGUUUCAUGCACCUAACUAAGGGCCCUGCUUCUGAUUCUGUCACCGUCAUGUUCCAGUGUCGUGGUGACUCUUAUGGAUCUAAAUGCCGUACAUGCGCUGACACUGCAGUCGCUGGGUUUCGUAAGAGAUGUCCGAGGAACAAAGGAGGUAUAAUAUGGUACGACCAAUGUUUUCUUUGGGUUAGUGAGAUCGGUGAAUCAAUGUCAAUCAAAACUAAUUACAAGAAUAUUUUUUCUAUGUACAACCCAAAUAAUGUGAGAUGGGGUGCAAAAUUGUUCGCCAAGAGGGCGAUGGAUUUUUUUUCUGAGCUAACACUUAAAGUCAAGAAAAACACCGAGGCCGGCUCCAUCAUCAUACUUUACGCGGCAGGGGAAAAGAAGCUAGGGAAAAAUACAUUGUAUGCUAUGGUGCAGUGUGUAAGCCUAACAAUAGAUUGUAAAAGUUGUUUGGCAUGGAGUAUAACAAAGCUUUUCAAGAAUGGUGACAUCAGAGAAGGAGGAAGAGUUUUGGGUAUGAACUGUGAUGUAAGAUAUGAGAUAUACCCUUUUCUUAGGAGUUAAGCAUUUUUUAUAGUGGUGAUGAAUACAUCCUCUUCAUUUUUUUCCAAUUAUGUUUUAGUUUGUUUUUCUUUAUUUUU